Molecule: messenger RNA, 2362 nt
Organism: Pimephales promelas (fathead minnow)
Lineage: Eukaryota; Metazoa; Chordata; Actinopteri; Cypriniformes; Leuciscidae
Gene: hoxc4a
Product: homeobox C4a
Biological process (GO): embryonic skeletal system morphogenesis; positive regulation of transcription by RNA polymerase II; anterior/posterior pattern specification
Cellular component (GO): nucleus; nucleoplasm
Molecular function (GO): DNA-binding transcription factor activity, RNA polymerase II-specific; RNA polymerase II cis-regulatory region sequence-specific DNA binding
Source: RefSeq, a predicted model, not a curated record
CAAUAGAAGAAUGGUCUCUCAGUAGUCGUCUAUAUGUACCCUGUAGAACCGAAUUUGUGUCCAGAACAUGAAAAUCGCAAAUACGUCUCUACAGGAAUACAUGGGCGACGUAAAAGCCACGAACGCCAAGUUGGGUUUGUAUUCGUCUCGGUCUGAGGCACGUGACUUUGCAUGAAAGUCGUGUGUGCUUAGUUACUACCAUAAGGAGUUUGAAAAAAUUAGUAUAAAACUAGGCCUACCACAGGAAGACAUGAACAUACUGAGCCAAAAUUGUAGAAACGGAAAUAUGCUGUAUCCAAUGUAAACGAUUGAUUUAAAGCCUUUAUAUCUUAAUUAAACACAGAAUCUGCUUUGUGCCACCACACAAAUUCUCCCUGUGUUCGUCGAAUCAUAGGCUAAAUAAACUCUAAACAUAGAAUUUAUAACGCAUAGGCCUAUUAAUUUUAUAUAACGAAGAUGACAGGGAUCUUCAUUUGUAUACUGGCAUAAAUGCUCUCAAGAGAUAGGUAAGUGAAAAUAUGUUUAUAGGCUACUACUAGAUAUUUUCCUGCAUGUUCAAGUCAUAAAAUCAUAAAAUCAGCAAGUCAUAAAAUCCGUGGUUAAAAAGCAUUGUAUAAUGUUGUGUAAUUGUUUGCAUAUUAAAUGCAAUUGUUUUUUUGUUUUUUGUUUGUUUUACUAAUAGCAUAAAAUUAUUAAUAUUACUAAUUAGUUAUUAGUAUACUAACUAUUAGUAAUUAGUGAAACUCAUAGGUAACGGCACAUGCACAAGUUAACUGAGAAACAUCCCUGCUAUGACAUGAUCCGAGAAGAUUUGGCCAUUGUGUAUGCGUCUGUAUGUGAGAGAGAGAAAGGAGGGAGAGAGAGAGAGAGAGAGAGAGAGAGAGAGAGAGAGAGAGAGAGAGAGAGAGAGAGAGAGAGACACACAGAGAGAGAGAGAGAGAGAAAGAUAGAGAGAGGGAUAGAGAGACUGAGAGACUUCGCGGACAAUGGCGGAAAAUUGAAGGUAUAUUUGCAAAAGCUGUGGUUCCUUAUCCGGGGACUACAUCGCCCCAUGCCAUUGGGCCAUCGCAUCACGUGGUAAAAGUAACUUUACAGGGUUGCUCGCUAGUAGGAGGGCUUUAUGGAGCAGAAAAACGACAAAGCUAGAAAAAUUAUUUUCCACUCCAGAAAUUAAUGAUCAUGAGCUCGUAUUUGAUGGACUCUAACUACAUCGAUCCGAAAUUUCCUCCUUGCGAGGAAUAUUCGCAAAAUAGCUACAUUCCCGAACAUAGCCCCGAAUAUUACAGCCGUGCAAGGGAGAGUGGCUACCAGCAUCACCACCAGGAGUUAUACCCUCCGCGGGCAAGCUACCAGGACCGUCAGUUUAACUGUCCAAGCAUCCCUGAGCCUGAUACUCAAAGAGGACAUGGACUUCCUCACGCGGGGCACCUGCUCGGAAAAGGGCAACCUGCCUCAUGUGAGCCCCCACCGUUACCCCUGUCUCCUGCCACCCCUCCGGCUGCAUCCUCCGCCUGCAAUCAAGCCACCCCGGAGCAUCCCAACAGCUCAGCCUCUGCCAAACAACCCGUUGUGUACCCAUGGAUGAAGAAAAUUCACGUCAGCACCGUGAACCCUAAUUACAAUGGAGCGGAACCCAAGCGGUCUAGAACUGCUUACACUCGCCAGCAAGUCUUAGAAUUGGAGAAGGAAUUCCACUAUAAUCGGUACUUAACACGGCGAAGACGUAUCGAGAUUGCUCAUUCCUUGGUCCUCUCGGAGAGGCAAAUCAAAAUUUGGUUUCAGAACCGCAGGAUGAAGUGGAAAAAAGACCAUAGGCUGCCAAACACCAAAGUCAGAUCCUCGUCCUCCACGGGCAUUUCCUCCGGGUCCAACACAAGCUCCGCGGCGGCAGCUUCCACCACUAACACCAUAUCAGCCUCCGAGGACCUCUCCGGACCCGAGCGUGCCGAGGAUAUUACAAGGAUAAUCAUUCGAAAUUGUAAAAUAGUUGAAGAAUGCGGAGGAACCCGGAGUCGUCGUUUGGUUGCUUACGAGCACUUUACAACUCAAACAGCGAGCGUGCGAGGCUAUUGGAGGAGGCCAUCACGUGACUGCAUUGUUUACCCUUGUUGGAAAACAGUUAAAAUGCGAGGAGAGCAGUUCUGCGUGGAGUCAACAUGCUGAAGAAAAUUCAUCAAAACAUUAUGAAGGCCAUAUUUGGAAUUUUGAAGAACUCUCUCAAAUCCAACAUCCCUUUUCAUCCUCUGCGGAUGCCAAUUACCCUACGAAUGAAAAGAUCAACUCCUUGGACCAUGCGAGUGCUACAAGAGACAAGAGAUGCAAGCUGCCAACUUCCUGCUUUCCAAGCAAGAAGAACCCCUGG